Messenger RNA from Eriocheir sinensis (Chinese mitten crab), 4716 nucleotides. RefSeq names its product ATP synthase subunit C lysine N-methyltransferase-like. Gene Ontology annotation, molecular function: protein-lysine N-methyltransferase activity. Gene Ontology annotation, biological process: positive regulation of proton-transporting ATP synthase activity, rotational mechanism; peptidyl-lysine trimethylation; regulation of mitochondrial ATP synthesis coupled proton transport. The transcript has 7 exons. Gene Ontology annotation, cellular component: mitochondrion. Lineage: Eukaryota; Metazoa; Arthropoda; Malacostraca; Decapoda; Varunidae. The coding region runs from base 161 to 862 and encodes 233 amino acids. The record is from RefSeq and is a predicted model, not a curated record.
GACAUCACGAUCAAGAUCAAAAUCGGGGCUCAGCUGAUCUCGGACAACCGGCAACUUCAGAAUCUUCGGUGUUUUUCCUCGUGUUCUUCCUCUCCAGGGCACGUGUUCCCCUGUCAGGACGUGGCGGUGAGGGGCGGACGGCCGGGACGCUGGGGGAGUCAUGAAGAGCCGGGAGGAGGCACAGAUGGAGGCGCUGAUGGGGGAGAGCAACAGCAAAAGUGUUCAGCGUGGCGGGCGUGGUAUUGGCCUGGUACUGGUGGGUGUGACGGGCGGUGCAGCGCUGGCUCUCAGCAUCAUAGCAGCUCCUUUCAUCACACCAGCCCUCAGGAAGGUGUGUCUGCCAUAUGUCCCAGCCACGAGUCAGCAGGUGAGGAAUGUGCUGGCUGGCCUUAAAGGACGCUCUGGCCGACUGGUGGACCUGGGCAGCGGCGACGGCAGAAUAGUGGUGGCAGCGGCACGCGAGGCCCAUUUGAAAAGUGUUGGGGUGGAGCUGAACCCAUGGCUGGUGUGGUACUCUCGGUGGGCAGCCUGGCGGGGUGGAGUGGUGACCUCCACCUCUUUUAUCACCAAAAACCUGUGGCACUUUGACCUGCGGGAUUACCAGAACAUCGUCAUCUUCGGGGUGGAGGAGAUGAUGGCAGACCUUGAGGCAAAACUGUCCCAAGAGUUGAUGACUGAUGGCCUGGUCAUUGCUUGCCGCUUCCCUCUUCCAUCCUGGACACCCACCGCCACCAUAGGGCAAGGUAUAGACAAGGUAUGGCUCUACCAUAGGCCACACCAAGACUGGAUGCCACCCCAGGCCACACCUAACCUGAAAGGCCCAUCAGAAACUACCUCCUCAGAAGCACAUCGGCUGAGAUAGCAUUCCUUGCUCUCACCCCUCCAUCUCUCUCAUUUUGGGUGCUGGGAGUGUGUCUGAUUGGCCUUCAAUCUAUGUAUUGCUGAGCGUCAGUAGAGCUUCAGCAGUACCACCCAUACCACCCACCUCCUUGCACACCUGAGGGCCAGCCUUAGUGGAGGGCAGCAGGAUGUGUUUGUAGUAAGACAGGCACAACUUGUCAUACUCCAUAUCAGCGAAGGUGUGUGGGGCCAAGACAGCACAGCCCUGAAUGGGUGAAGAAAGUACUCAGCACAAGAAGUGUCCCUGCCUACAGGGGACAAGUAUAACGUCUCUUCUAGAUAAUGUGUCCACUAAGGGAAGAUUACAUUCUUAUAUAAACUGUCCAUUGUAUACAUUCAAAUGGCUUACUAUGAAAUAUACAGUGGCAAAAAAUGUAUUGAACACUCAUGGGUCCUUGAAAUAGAAUUUGAGUGUUAAUCUACAGACAGUGUUGUGUUAGGUGGAUACAAAAGCUAGUCUACCCAUUGGUACCCACUAAACUGACACAUCACUCUGUAGAUUUCACUCAGAAUCUAUUCCAAAGACCCAUGAGUGUUUGAUGCUUUUUUUGCUGACUGUACAUUGCAUACACAGCCAUUCAAGUGUAUAUGCUGGAAAGGGUAUACAAAAAUAUAGUCUUCCCUGUGGACACUCAUUAUCAAGGAGAUGAUUUGUCCAGUGUUUUUGUUAGAGGGGUGUAAUUUAGGCCAUUAGGAACAUGGACGUAUUGAAAGAGCAUAGGAGUAGAGCAGGAUCUUUAUUUAUCUAGUGAAUGUAUGCCAUGAAUUCAUAAGCAUUUGCAUUGCACCCCUGCAAUUAUGCCCCAGGGCCCAUACUUAUAAAGACAUAAGCCGUUUGACUUAUGUCUUGUCUCAGAGGCGAGUGUGCACCAUAGCUAGGGCUCCAGCCGCCACGGGUAAUGGGGAACGUAAAGUUGCCAACAAUGGUGAGAUCAGUUAUCUCAUAUGAAAAUUAAUGGGUAAGAAUACCUUAAAAUGGUGAAAGUAUUGAAUAGAAGUACAUCAUAUCUGUUAUAAUAGGGUUUUGUAAGGCUAUAGUGAGCAUUUGAAUGUAAAAUGAUUUUGAUGAGGCACGCUGGCUGACUAGCAAUACCCGGCAAUGUUUACAUUUGAAUGUCAAACAUCAGACGAGACCCAGGAUUUAUGCCUGCCCGGGACCAACUUUAGCUACUCGCACCGCGAGGUGUUAGCUUUAGAAGUAUGGGCCCAGGAAGUCCCCAGGCUCUGGUGUGGUGUAAUGAGCUGUCUGCCUAUCUUGAACUGUUCCCCCUGAUCUGCACAUGUGUGAGCUGUCUUGGUCUUAUUUAUAAACAUUUCUCUCACUGCAUUAAGUUCUUUAAUGGUUAUAAUAGGCUUGCCUGUUUUAUAUGAUUUUCCUGCCGUCUCCUGAGAGUUCCCUUCCGAUUCUCCAUCAGGUUCAAUGGAUACAUGCCAAUUAAUGGGCAACAUCUAGAGCCCAUUUCACCCUUGAACUCUCGGGAGACAAGGAAAAUCAUAAGAUAAUAGGUAAGCUCAUUAUAAGCUAUCAAAUGACUUAUUGCAGUGAAGGAAUUAUGUUUGUAAACAAAACUUGCACAUGCGCAGAUAAGGGGGGACAGCUCACCACACCACACCAGGGCUCCUGCAGAUAGGGCAGCAGCUUCCUUGUCUCCAUUCUUCCUUCUGAAACAAGACACCAGUUGGACGAGUUCUGUGAACUUGUUUAAGGAGUCACAUCUACAGUUAAUCAACGUAUGCUUGUAAUCAUGCUGGUUUUAGGAUAUGUAUAGUCUACUCAUUUUUAAUAUUUCAGUAAGCCAUGUACCCUUAUCUGACAACAUAUAAUGCAACAGUUAUCUCUGGAAUCUGAGACACUACAUAGUCAACGGGCCUAUUUGUAGCUGGGUAUUUUGAUGCUUAUUAACUUCACAAUUUUAAUUUUCUCAAUUUCAAGGGGCAGAGGGGUGAUAGCUAUUUUUCAAUGCCAAUGUGCAGAGAAUUUGACAUUGACUGCCAUAGCUUCAUUAUGCCCAAAUAUAAACAAAUCAUGUUAUUGGACAUGUCUUUCAUAUUAUUUUACAUUGCUAUGUCAAUCAAUGUCAAAUUCCCUUUACAAAUUGACAUGUAAUAAUAGCUAUCACCCAUCUGCCCCUUGAAGUUAAAAAAUUUAAAAUUAUGGUGCUAAUAGGUAUCAAAAUGCCCUACCAUCUCUUCUCUUGUCUGUGUACCGUUGUCUCCCCUGCCUCCCAUCAGUCACCAUCAACCUCUCCCUCUUGCAAUGUUCAAUGGUUACAGUGUAUGGCAGAGCUGAGGUAGCUAAUACUUUUAGGUUCCUAGUGUAAUAGCCUGAUGACAGACGAAUGUAAUAGAUGACCAAUAGGAAAAAUGUAAAACAUUUCCGUAGCUUACUAGGUGAUUCUGUGGUUACUUGACAUUCAUAUGAAUGUUUUAUUGGGAUGAGUUAUAACUAAACUAACCCAAUUAGGAUGAAGGUGGUGGAAACAGAGCAGAUAAGUUGAUUGCGUCAAAUUAUAUGAAUAAAUCACUAGAUUUGCUGGCUGAGGUGGUCUAGUGGGUUAGUGUGUAAAACCCAGGAAGUGAAGAGCCAGAGCCAGGCAGUUUGAACCCCAGUGCUGCCGCAUGACCCCUGAAAAGGCAUACAGUCUUAAAUCCUGAGCUACAAUCUCAAAACAGCGACCCCAAAUACAAGGUGUCAAGUUUUUCCUCAUCAAAUAGACAAUGUGACUUUGCAGUAACUAUGGCAGACUGCUCAAGAAAUAUCCUUAAGUAAAAACACUUUCAUGGUGAAAUAUUUAGUUCUCUUGCUGAAAUCAACAUAUCUUUGUUGUUUGUACCACAUUGAUGCAAGAAAGGUUAUUACAAUGUUCUCCAUGAAAUAUGUGUAUAAAUAAAAACUGACCAUAUAAUGGCCUAAUAUAUAUAUAUAUAUAUAUAUAUAUAUAUAUAUAUAUAUAUAUAUAUAUAUAUAUAUAUAUAUAUAUAUAUAUAUAUAUAUAUAUAUAUAUGGUAUGGUAUGGUAUGGCGCCUAGGAAUGAUACCCCCCCAGAUCUCAGUGAAUCUUAGAAAGGGCGCAAUUUAGGUCCUAAGCCCCCCCCUCCACUUGAUGGGAGGGAGGGCGACAGCAGUACACAGACACAGUAGGACACAUCACACAAACGAAUAUUCAAGUCCAUGACCUCAAAUCUCUUCAUAUGAAAUCUUUACCUCAGCUUUGCUAUACUUUGCAUAAAAUUUGAGAACACAGUAAUGAAGGUAGCUUUGUCUGAGAAUCCUUACUUAACUCUUGACUUGAUUUGAUAGUUGUGUUAAAUUCAGUUAUAAUGAAACUUGGUAUACAGUUUUCAACUAUUCUCCUUCCUCUUGCUCUAAUUAUCACACAGCUUUUCUUUACCUUUUGGAAAUCAGUUUCCAUAUAAAAAAAUGGAAAUCAGUUUCCAUAUAAAAAAAAAGUCAUGAGUAGACAUGUAAAAUAAAUGCAGACUAACAAGUAUUAGAAUUGCACAGAUAUUAAAAGAUCUAAUCAGCUCUUACCAUUUGGUAAGAUACAGCUGAGCCAGAUAUUUGCUAACACUGAGGAGAGUGUGGCUUACCGAGAUAUUAGGAAUAAAAAACUAUAACCUAUGCCACAACACAUUCUCUACCUAAUACCUGAAGACGACCACCAUACACACCUGGAAUAUAAUGACACCAGCACCUCAUCCAUGGCCCUGGGAUUGGUGGCAUCAUGUGUUGGCAUCACCCCCUGUGUUCCUUGUCUUCACGGCCAUCCAUCACUGCAUCCUGAAAUGUACAGUUUAUAUAAAACAAAAGGAAAUA